Molecule: messenger RNA, 7797 nt
Organism: Scomber scombrus (Atlantic mackerel)
Lineage: Eukaryota; Metazoa; Chordata; Actinopteri; Scombriformes; Scombridae
Product: nuclear receptor coactivator 3-like
Exons: 24
Coding region: 447-5027 (1526 amino acids)
Biological process (GO): cellular response to hormone stimulus; positive regulation of transcription by RNA polymerase II
Cellular component (GO): nucleus
Molecular function (GO): nuclear receptor binding; protein dimerization activity
Source: RefSeq, a predicted model, not a curated record
CAAAGCCUCAACUUACAGAACUGGCUUCUUGGGCUUCGGGAGUGUUUCCCAUUUAAACAAACAGUGCCGAAGAUGGCGGAGAGUUAAUGGUGUAAAGAAGAAAUCAUCGAUCCGGCUGAGAGAUACGUCCACAAGACUCCAUUGACCAGCCCACAUAGGACCAAACCCCCAGAGUGAGGGGUUGGGGGGGCGAUCUGAUCGUCCAUCAUCUCGGUACCGUCACAAGAUGGCAGAUGGAAUAGUUUUGGAGAAAGAGUGAAGGUGGUGGCAGUAACAAGAGGGAAACAAAGAGGAUGAUUUUCAGGCAGAUGAGAAAAUGAAGAGUGGGAAGACAGCACGGAGACAGGAGGAGAAAUCAAAUUAUUCUUUGUGCUCUACCUGCCACAGAGGCUGAAAGAGAGCAUUAAUCUUUUACCUCUGUCUGCAGGUGCUGAUAUGUGUACACGAUGAGUGGCUUGGGGGAGAACUCCAUGGAGCCUCUGAGCUCAGAAAACCGGAAACGCAAACUCUCCACUUGUGACACGCCUGGCCUUGGGUGUGAGAGAAAGCGGCGGGAGCAGGAGAGCAAAUACAUUGAGGAGCUGGCAGAGCUGAUCUCAGCCAACCUCAGCGACAUCGACAGCUUCAACGUCAAACCAGACAAAUGUGCCAUCCUCAAAGAGACAGUGCGGCAGAUCCGCCAGAUCAAAGAGCAGGGAAAAGCUUCAUCCAACGAUGACGAUGUUCAGAAAUCAGACGUGUCCUCAACAGGUCAGGGGGUUAUCGACAAGGACCACCUGGGGCCACUCCUGCUGCAGGCUCUGGACGGCUUCCUGUUCGUGGUGAACCGCGAAGGCAGCAUCGUGUUCGUGUCGGACAACGUGACGCAGUACCUGCAGUACAAACAGGAGGAGCUCAUCAACACCAGCGUGUACAACAUUCUCCAUGAGGACGACAGGGAGGAGUUCCACAAGAACCUGCCAAAGACCAACAUAAAUGGAGUGUCGUGGGGAAGCGAGGCGGCCCGACAGAAGAGUCACACCUUCACUUGCCGGAUGCUGGUCAAGUUUGGCCAUGCCCACGGCCCCAUGGAGGACGGGCCAGGAGGGCCACGCUACGAGACCAUGCAAUGUUUUGCUCUUACCCAGCCCAAGGCCAUGAUUGAGGAGGGGGAAGACCUUCAGUCAUGUAUGAUCUGUGUGGCCCGUCGGGUGACAGCCAUGGAGAGAACGGAGAGUUUCAAUACCCGGCAUGAACUCUCAGGUAAACUGAUCCAGAUCGACCAGAACUCUCUGAGAGCAUCAAUGCGUCCGGGCUGGGAGGAUUUGUUGAGGCGUUGCAUUCAGAUGUUCCUUCAGCACAGUGAUGGGCAGCCCUGGUCGCACAAACGCCACUACCAUGAGGCCUUUCUGCAGGGUCAUGCUGAGACACCCCUGUACCGCUUCUCUCUGUCCGACGGUACUCCAGUCACAGCCCAGACCAAGAGCAAACUGUACCGUCAUCCUAUGAGCAACGAGCCGCAAGGCUUCAUCUCCACUCACCUACUUCAGAGGGAACCAAAUGGUUACCGCUCAGCUCAGGGUGCUAACAUGAUGCCUAACACUAUGAGACAACAGGGCAUGGGAGGCCCCAACUCAAAUGCCCAAAUGAACAUGAACACCGGUGGGGGGAUGGGCAUGGGGGGCAUGGGCAGCAUAAACAGGGGCUUUGGCAUGAAUGAGCAGGGCCACAUGGGUCACAUGGGUCCUAUGGGUGGUGGCUCUAUGUACGGAGGGAGUGGUGGAGGAGGAAGUGGAGGUGGCGGCAUGGGCAACCGCAUGAUGCAGAUGAAUCAAGUGGGGCAUAUGAAUCAAAUGGGUCCCAUGAAUCACCCGGGCCAAGGAAUGCAGCAGCACCCACAGCAGCCCCCGUUUCAGAGCAGCGGUGGGUUUGGACUGAGUGGACUGAACAGUCCUUCAGGAAGCCCCCGAAUGGGCGGCCCCCAGCCGGGACUCCUGAUGUCACCUCGUAACCGAGGGAGCCCAAAAAUGGGAGCCAACCAGUUCUCACCUGGAGGUAUUCAUUCUCCUAUGAGUGGCAUUGGCAGUGGUGGAGGAGGUGGGGCGAGCACUACCACCUACUCCAGCAGCUCCCUAAAUGCCCUACAAGCCAUCAGUGAAGGAGUAGGGAGCUCCCUUCCCUCCACCCUAACAUCCCCCUCGCCAGCUCACAAACCAGACAGCUCUCCCAGCAUCCACUCCUCCUCCUCUUCCUCUCAGCCCAGUCAGCCAGCCAAACCAGGCCAAGAUGGCUCCAAAAGCCCAGUGGGAGGUUUGGGGCCUGGGCCCAGUGACCAUCACCACCCCAUGCACCAUCACCACCAUCAUCAGCAUCCUCAGGCUGAGAGUUCUGGAGACCGGCCAGACAGCCAGGCAGCUACAGCAACUAAAGAGUCUGGGGAGGGAAGCAAUGAGGCAGGGGUGGCAAGCACUGAACCCCCUCGGAGGGUGCCAGACAGUAAAGGGCAUAAGAAGUUGCUACAAUUGCUGACUUCGCCAACUGAGGAGCUGGGAAUCGGCGGCAGUGGGCCAACAGGGCCUCCUAUACCACCCCCGCCAACCAGCAGCAGCACUCCUACAAGCUCAGAGAGUAAAGAUCCCCCCGGAGGCAUGACAAGCCCCUCGUCUACUGGGGUCUCCUCGUCCUCCUCAGCCAGUGCCAAUCCAGGCCAGGCAAGUGGGCCAGGGGGCGUGUCAACAUCACUAUCAUCAGCCCACUACACAGGCUCACUGCAAGAAAAGCACAAGAUCCUCCACAAGCUUCUUCAAAAUGGCAAUACUCCAGAUGAGGUAGCUAAGAUCACAGCUGAGGCUACUGGAAAGGUGUCACUGGGGGGCCAUGAGGGCACUGAGGUUGGAACAGGAGGAUCAGGGGCCGGGAGCGGGCCUGGAUCGAUCACAGAGCCGAAGCAAGAGCAGCAUAGCCCCAAGAAGGAGAAGACCCAUGCCCUCCUCCAUUACCUCCUCAACAAGGAUGAUUCCAAAGAGCCAGUGGAUGUCAAGCCCAAGGUUGAAGAGCUAGAAGGGAAGGGACCCCCAGGGGCUGCUGGCGGCCCUUCACGGGGCGGCCCCGGAUCUGGGACCACCCCUGCACCUGAACAUCCUGAGAGCAAGAUCAAGUCUGAACCACCUGAUGAUUUGCACAACCUAGAGUCUAUCCUGGGAGAUCUGAGGGGUUCAAGCUCUGACUUUUACGCGGAUCCCGCUGGAAGUGGAGGGUCAAAUGACACAGGAAAUAAACCCCAGGGUUGCCUUGACGACAGCCUGCAGGGGAGUCCAGGUAUGGUUCCGGGACCUCGGGGGCCCUUCCAGAGAGCCAUGUCUAUGGAUGGAAAGCCUCCUGGUGGGCCUGGAGGGGCAGGAAGACGCCCCAUGCUUAUCAAGCAGGAGAACAUGAUGGGCAGCCCGGAUGGCUAUCCAGGAAACAUGGGACCAAUGAAUAGGGGGAUGGUUCAGAGGUCUCCCAUGGGGGGGUCAGGGGACUGGGGCAUGCCCCGUUCAGGUGCCAGCCCAGUGGGUUCAGCAGGACAUCCCUCCAUGAUGCGCCCAGGCAUGGAGUACAACAAUGGCAAGGGUAUGAUGGGAGGACCCAUGGUCAGCCGCUCCAACAGUGUACCGGGGACCAGGUCUAUGCUGCAACAGCAGCUCAUGGAUAUGGGUGGCUCUGGCGACAUGGGUAUGGGUAUGAGCCCUUUCAGCCAGCAGGGCCAGCCAAACCAGUCCCCUUCCUGGCCAGACUCUAUGAUGGGAAUGGAGGGAAGCAGACGCCCGUUUGGCAACACCUUGGAUGAUCUUCUGGUGCCUCCCACCACCAGUGAAGGACAGAGUGACGAGCGGGCGCUUUUGGACCAGCUGGACUCUCUGCUGAAUAAUACGGACGGCAUCGCGCUGGAAGAGAUAGACCGAGCUCUGGGCAUCCCAGACCUCGUCAGCCAGAAUCAGGGAGGAGAACAGCAGAUGGAACCAUUCCCGGGGCAGGACCCGUCCAUGGUUCUGGACCAGAAGCCUAUGUAUGGGCAAGGCUAUCCCGGACCCCCGGCCAUGCCUAUGCAGUCUGGCUAUGGAGGGAAUCCCAUGCAGGGACAGUCCCAACAAGGGGGGUUUGGGCCCAUGCUCUCUCAGAUGGGCCAAGGUGGCAACUUCCCUGGUAUGGGUGGAAUGGGGGGCAUGGGUCACCCUCGUGCCAACAUGAUGAGACCCAGGAUGAUGAGUGCCAACAAGCCCAUGAGGCUCCAGCUGCAACAAAGACUGCAGGGACAGCAGUUCAUGAAUCAGACGCGGCAGGGCAUGGGCAUGAAGAUGGAGAACCCGGGAGGCAACCCUGGCAUGAGGCCCGGCAUGCAGCCUGGCAUGGCAGGACAGCCGGGCUUCCUCAAUGCUCAGAUGAUGGCUCAGCGCAGCAGAGAGAUCGUCAACAUGCAGAUGAGGAGGCAGCGCAUGAUGAUGCUGAUGCAGCAGCAACAGCAACAGCAGGCGGCCGCGGCAGCUGCUGCAGCGGCAGGAGGAUUCAGUCCUCCUCCAAACGUCACAGCUCCUGGUGGCAUGGACAACCCUAUGGGAGGACCAAACAUGGGCCAGCCAGGCCCCCAGCAGUUCGGCUAUGGAGGGAGUUAUGGGAUGGCCCAGCAGGGAGACCCCUCAUUCGGGCCGUCAGGCGGAAGUCCUCCUAACGCCAUGAUGCCAGGCCGCCUGGGGCCUCAGAACCCCAUGAUGCAACAGCACCCUCAAGGCGGUCCCAUUUACCAGGGUGCAGAUAUGAAAGGCUGGUCGCAAGGGGGAAUGGCACGCAACAGUUCGUACCCUCAGCAGCAAUUUGGGCAGCAGGGACCUCCAGGGCAGCAACAGUUUGCGCAGCAGGGGAUUCCAGGCCAGUAUGGGGGCAUGAUGAUGAACGGGGGCAUGCCAGCCAGCGGAGGAGGAGGUCACAUGGGCCAGAUGGGAGGGCAGAUGGGCAUGAAUCCAAUGGUGAUGGGACGCAUGCCUAUGGGGCCUGAGCAGAAAUAUUGCUGAACAUCGUGACAGAAGCAUUUGUCUCACUGUGAUCUCCACUCAGAGAUAGGACAUGGCUGCAGCACUGGAGUGUGUGGAGGACCCGUCGGUGUGUGUCUGCAUGUAGUGCUGCACUCCCACCAGAAGGGGGAGUGAACUUCCUUUGGACUCACGGCCAGUAAUGGCAGUCUGGCAACCUGAGGAAAACAGACAGACUGUCACACACAUACAUGGAGACACACAGUGUUUAUAAAAAUCAGAAACACUGUGACACAUUUACACAUCAGUCAGAUAGUUCUGUGAUUUCUCUCGUAGACUGUAGUUUUAAUAUUCCUCUCUUUUUGAGCGGUGUGUGUGCACCUCUGUAAACACACACCACUUGCUAUGGACCAAACAGUGAAGGUGGACAGACGCUAGAGUAGAUCACAGACUUGAACAUGGACAGACGUGUGAAGACAUCCUCUCCUUUUGUCGAAUGUACCAUGAAGCUGUGUUCAGAUUUAAAAAUGUCUUGUUUCUGAACUUUGUGGGAUUUUUAUUCACCGUCUCUCUGCUGCUCCUGGAGGAUCUCUGCGUACAGUAAACACGGUUCUAGAUGACGAGCCAUCAGAUUGUGACACUCAGAUGAAUGUCAUUAAGCAGUAGCACAUUGUUUCGUCCUCCAGGACGUCGGGGGCUAAAGUACGACUGAAUUACUUGUUGGCUGAUUGCACUUUAAGGAAAGGCCAACAUCAAAAGGAUUGUGGCAAUAUUAGAGGCCUUUAUCCAAGAAUUAAUUCAUAGCAGCAGACAUUUACUGUUUAUUUUUGUUUGUGUGUUCUCCAAGUUUUCCUCUCUGUGAAAUGGGGGCUGUUGAUUGGAAAUGGGUAACCUUGAUGAUCUUUGUUCUAAAGUGGGAACCAGUAGAAAGGCAGCAAGCACAGAUUUUAUCCAACACUUUCGUCUACAGUGUGCCGAUUUAUUACAAGAGAAAUGAACCGUUUUUAAGUAAUUUUAAAGUCACUCUUGAAACAAACAGACUUCUAUUCAUGUUCAAAAUUCCACUUAUAUUUAUACAGAUUCAUGAGGUGAUCGUUUUUGUCAUUCCAGAGGUAAUUUUUAAAUCAAAAUCUUGCAGAUAUUUUGGUUACCUAACACCGAUUUACAGUGUUACAAGUGAAGAAAUAUAAUUGAUUGCCAGAUAUGAAAUUGAUGUCUGUAUUAGCACACACCUGAAGGAAAAGUGUGUGUGACAUUUCAGUGUAGGUGUGCAGAUUUCUAGCAAUAAUCCUUCCUCCUGGUUUUCCUCUGAGGUCAAAGCUGAAGCAUCAUUUACUCAAAGCGACGGUACUGCAGUAUUAGACAUGAUGUCUUGUUUGGAGCUUCUUCUUUUCUUUUUUUUUGUCUGUGAAUAUGAAUUGUAAAUAUGCUUCAAAUGUACUAUAUAUAAAUAUAUAUAAGCUUUUGUAGGUCACAUACUGUUUUUGCACAGAUUGUAAGGCUUGAUAUUUAAAAGUGUAAUUUUCUUAUUCCGUCAUAGGUCAGCUUUUAUUUUCAAUACUUUAACCAUUGGUUGGAAAGGAAGGGCCUCUUUUUUUGUAAGCAGUACGUGUUAAUUUUCUUUCAUACUGCCACUUUCAUCCUCUCAGAAAGCACUUUUUUAAAUUUGUGAUCUUCAAAUCAUGAAUUUCUCCUUAUUUUCUGAGAACAUAGUCUUAGCUAACGAGGUGCUAGUAAGUAAACAUGUAAUUUUUUUUAAAAUAAAUUAUUUUUCUUUCAACAAAUAAAGGAGAAAAAAAACAGAACAUGAAGUAUGCCUAUACGAAAAGAGUUGACACAUGAUUGUGUUAGGCUUCUAGGGGCCCAGAUGUCUUACCAGUAUGUGGGUUGAAAUUUUCUGAACUGAACCUCAUGCUUCCACGUGUGACUUUAAGUUUCUCUCCUGAGAUUUCUGUGCUUUGGGUUUUUGCUGAUUUGAUCUUUCAGCUAAAAUUGUUCAGCCUCAGAUAUGAGACUUUAGAAAACAGUCCCACUGUAUAACUGUCCAUGAGUCUUUUUUUUUUUUCUUUCUUGGUUUAUUAACAGAUGUUUAAUCCCGCUGGAAGCAACACAAGCAGUUUGAAUCUCUAAUUUCCUGUCAGUCUUUGGUCAGGUAACUGUUGUUUUCUUGACAUUUGCCUUUAUUUUUUGUCUUAUUUCCUGUGAAGCUUUUGUUGAGAAAUCUACCUUUUGAAGACACGCUCAAUCCAAAGAUUUUUGUUUGUCAUUCUGCAGUGCUUAGAAACAUUCCUGAUGUAGAUCGUGCAAGUACUCAUGUGUGCUUUUACUGUUGCACAUAACCUAUAAUAUACAUUGAACUAAAUAUGUUUAAUUGCAUAUAUUAUAUUCCCAUCCGUAUGACAUAGAGUAGAAACGAGUCUGGUUCUGCUGAGGUGGUUUGACUUUUGUUUGUGAUUGUUUCUUCCUUUCUGUAGAACUUAUGGCCAGUUGAUUUGUGGUGCUACAAACGGUUAUUUCACAAGAGAUUGUCGAGAUUUUCUAAGCUGGAAAGAAAGUUUCAUGAUUGAUGUCAUAUGUCUGAGAAUGAUAGCUCGGAGUUAUUUCUUCUUUUUUUUCUUUUUUUGUCUACCCCAGUCUCAAUGAAGAAUAUACAAAACAAAUGUCUGUGCUUUGCUUUAAAGGAAAGAAAAGAGGAAAAACACAUCUGGGAAACAUACAGUCAUUAUUACAGGAUGUAAAAUACUAUUGCUUUUUUUUCUUACCUUGUUUCUUGAUGUUAAUAUCGAUGUAAAUACAAAUUUAUAUUUAAACA